Tupaia belangeri chinensis (Chinese tree shrew) is the source of this 689-nucleotide messenger RNA. RefSeq names its product collagen alpha-2(I) chain. Lineage: Eukaryota; Metazoa; Chordata; Mammalia; Scandentia; Tupaiidae. The transcript has 2 exons. The coding region runs from base 11 to 364 and encodes 117 amino acids. Gene Ontology annotation, molecular function: extracellular matrix structural constituent. The record is from RefSeq and is a predicted model, not a curated record.
CUCCAAGGAAAUGGCUACUCAACUUGCCUUCAUGCGCCUGCUAGCCAACUAUGCCUCUCAAAACAUCACCUACCACUGCAAGAACAGCAUUGCCUACAUGGAUGAGGAGACUGGCAACCUGAAAAAGGCUGUCAUUCUGCAGGGCUCCAAUGAUGUUGAACUUGUUGCCGAGGGCAACAGCAGAUUCACUUACACUGUUCUUGUAGAUGGCUGCUCUAAAAAGACAAAUGAAUGGGGAAAGACAAUCAUCGAAUACAGAACAAAUAAGCCAUCUCGCCUGCCCUUCCUUGAUAUUGCACCUUUGGACAUUGGUGGCAAUGACCAAGAAUUCCGUGUGGACCUUGGCCCCGUCUGUUUCAAAUAAAUGAACUCUACCUAAAUUAAAAAAAAAAAAGAAAUCUGAAAAUAAAUUUUGCUCUUUACCAUUUCUUCUUUUUUCUUUUUAACUGAAAGCUGAAUCCUUCCACUUCUGCACAACUACUUGUUUAAAUUGUGGGCAAAAGAGAAGGAGAAGGAUUGAUCAGAGCAUUGUGCAAUACAAUUUAAUUAACUUCCUCUCCCUCUCCCCCCUCCCCAAAAGAUUUGGAUUUUUUUUUCAACACUCUUACACCUGUUGUGGAAAAUGUCAACCUUUGUAAGAAAACCAAAAUAAAAAUUGAAAAAUAAAAUAAAAACCAUGAACACGUGCA